Messenger RNA from Chenopodium quinoa (quinoa), 1001 nucleotides. Its product is annotated as asparagine--tRNA ligase, chloroplastic/mitochondrial-like. Gene Ontology annotation, cellular component: mitochondrion. The annotation marks the transcript as partial. NCBI's taxonomy places the organism in Eukaryota, Viridiplantae, Streptophyta, Magnoliopsida, Caryophyllales, Amaranthaceae. Gene Ontology annotation, biological process: asparaginyl-tRNA aminoacylation. The transcript is spliced from 8 exons. Gene Ontology annotation, molecular function: nucleic acid binding; asparagine-tRNA ligase activity; ATP binding. The record is from RefSeq and is a predicted model, not a curated record.
CUUUAUCAUCAAUCAAAUCAAAAACAAAAGAAAAAGAGAGAAUGGCCGUUGCCUUCUCUCCCCGCCUAAGACCACACAUUGCCAUUCGUAUCUUUGCUCAGUCUCUCCUUCCUACGACCACAACCCUUAGUAACUCAAUUCUUCCGAAACCUCGCUUAUGCUUCUCCUCCGCUCAUCAUUCUUCUCCUCUGCCUCGUCGGAGAUGCUGCUGCACUCUCAUCUCAUCUGCCGGCGAAGACAUUAAGCCGCCGGAAAAUGUCGAUUCCGGUAGUAAAGUCGGACUGUUUCGUAAGAGGUUGAAAAUUGCUGAUAUUAAGGGCGGUCCUGACCAGGGUUUGGAUCGUUUAGGCCAUACUUUGCUCGUUCGAGGCUGGGUUCGCACCAUUCGGAUGCAGAGCAGCGUCACUUUUAUUGAGGUGAAUGAUGGGUCGUGUCUCUCAAAUAUGCAAUGUGUGGUGAGCUCAGAUGCUGAAGGUUAUGAUCAGGUAGAAGCCGGUUGCAUCUCCACAGGAGCAUCAAUCUUGGUCCAUGGCACCAUAGUUGGAAGCCCAGGAUCGAAACAGAAAAUUGGUGAAAGUGAUUCUUCGUUUCCUAUACAAAAGAAAAGGGUUAGCAGAGAGUUUUUGAGGACUAAAGCUCAUCUUCGCCCUAGAACCAAUACUUUUGGUGCGGUUGCAAGGGUGAGGAAUGCUUUAGCCUAUGCUACACACAAAUUCUUCCAAGAGAAUGGGUUUGUCUGGAUCUCAAAUCCAAUUAUCACUGCUUCAGAUUGUGAAGGUGCUGGUGAACAAUUUUGUGUGACUACUUUGAUUCCAACCUCCCUGGAAGCUAUGGAUUCUUCUGCAGGUAAAAUCCCAAAAACAGAUGAGGGUUUGAUUGAUUGGUCGCAGGAUUUUUUUGGGAAGCCGGCAUUUUUGACUGUCUCAGGCCAACUUAAUGCUGAAACUUAUGCUACUGCUCUUUCUGAUGUAUAUACAUUUGGCCCAACAUUUCGAGCUGAG